Molecule: messenger RNA, 1881 nt
Organism: Stereum hirsutum FP-91666 SS1
Lineage: Eukaryota; Fungi; Basidiomycota; Agaricomycetes; Russulales; Stereaceae
Product: general substrate transporter
Exons: 17
Coding region: 55-1608 (517 amino acids)
Biological process (GO): carbohydrate transport; transmembrane transport
Cellular component (GO): membrane
Molecular function (GO): carbohydrate:proton symporter activity
Source: RefSeq, a predicted model, not a curated record
CCGUUCUCGGAACCAUACGAUAUCUUCUUGAAGCAUGGGUCUGCUAGAUGGAUCAUGCAUGGCAUUACGGCGGCUUGCGGUAGUGGCUUUCUUUUGUUCGGGUUUGACCAGGGUAUCCUCGGCGGUCUUUUAACAGGCGCACCUUUCGAGGCUCAAUUUCCCGUUCUCACGACAAACGCGAAUCUACAGGGUGCUACAGUCGCCAUCUACGAGAUCGGAUGCGCUACUGGUGCUCUUGCCACAUUCUUCUGGGGCGAGCACCUCGGUCGGAGGAGAGGUAUCAUGUUCGGCAUGAUUAUCCUCGCUAUCGGCGCCAUUCUUCAGUUCAUGUCGUACGGUCUCGCGCAGCUCAUUGUAGGCAGAGUCGUCACUGGUAUCGGUAAUGGUAUGACGACGAGUGCCAUCCCUGUGUGGCAGUCGGAGACAAGUCGGUCUCAUCAUCGUGGACGGGACGUCUGCAUCGAACUCGGUGUCAAUAUCUUCGGUGUCAUGCUCGCGUAUUGGGUUGACUUCGGUCUGCGAAACUACACGACCGGGUGGCAGUGGCGUUUCCCACUGUCACUGCAAGUCUUGUUCGCGGUAUUUACCCUCGUCCUGGUGUGCUUCCUCCCCGAGAGUCCUCGCUGGCUUGCGAGCCAGGAUCGUCCCGAAGAAGCUCGUCAUAUCAUUUGGUUGCUCGAACACUCUGAAAUCCCAGAGAAGCGUGAGAAGGCCGCUGAUGUCGAGCUCGAAUUAAUCAUGGAAGCCCUGCGUGUUGAGCGAGCUGCAGGGACCAGUUCUUUCAGGGAUUGCUUUAGGAAUGGUGACCAGCGUUUCUUACAUCGUGUCCUUCUUGGAUGUGGAUCACAGAUGAUGCAGCAGGUCAGCGGUAUCAACUUGAUUACCUACUACGCUCCUGUCAUCUUCCAAAACUCUGUCGGCCUCUCGCGUGAUAUGUCACUCUUGCUCGCUGGCUUCAACGGCCUUGCAUAUUUCUUCUCCUCUCUCGUUCCCAUUCCACUCAUCGAGCGCCUCGGUCGGCGCAAACUUAUGCUCUUCGGUGCUGUUGGCCAAUGUAUUUGUAUGAUUCUGCUCGCUGCUAUGACACAGGACCAGGGCAAUACGGCGAAGGGAAUUGUGGCGACCGUUUGCUUGUUCAUGUUCAAUUUCUUCUUCGCGGUUGGCUGGUUGGCCAUCCCAUGGCUCUACCCCGCAGAGAUUGCCCCGUUGCAGAUUCGUUCGAAGGCAGCUGCCUUGGCUACAAUGACGAAUUGGCUCUUCACGUUCUUGGUCGUCAUGAUCACGCCUACUGCGAUUAGUAGUAUUGGGUAUAAGACUUACGUCGUCUGGGCGUGCACGAACUUCGCUUUCAUCUUUAUCACAUAUUUCUUCUACGUCGAGACGACAGGACAGACACUCGAGGAUAUUGAUCUUCUCUUCGAAGGCGCUAAAACCAUCUUUCUCGGUCCCUCCUCUGCCAAACGGGCCUCCGAAAUCAGGAGACACCGCGAGCAGCAGCUCAAGGCAGCCCUCGGCACUGGCUAUCCGGGAGAGAAGGGUGGCUCAUCAACGCCGGAAGAUAUGUCGAUGAAGCCGAGUGCGGAGGUCGAGCAUCGAGAGUCGUUGUGAGCUUCGAUAGCCUUUAGCUUUAGGAGCGCUUCGAGAGGUUGGACCUUACACCAUUUUUUCUCUACUACUCUGGAUUGUUUGAUUAUGAGGAUGGGCUGUGAUGAUAGCUGAUACUUGACCUUACGAUGAAUGUUGUGCUGAUCUGCUCCGUAUGUUUUUUGGAUGAUCUCCUCCAGGUGGCCGUGGAUGGAGGGCUGCUUUAACUUGUACUUAUUUACCGUCUUACGAUUACAUUGCUAUGAAUGCUAUCCUGCAGAAUCUACCUUCUUGAUC